Entrophospora candida is the source of this 558-nucleotide messenger RNA. Lineage: Eukaryota; Fungi; Glomeromycota; Glomeromycetes; Entrophosporales; Entrophosporaceae. The record is from the annotation of a GenBank genome assembly.
AUGCCACCCGAGUAUAAGUUGAUUAUGAAUACUUGUGUUAAACAAGCGGAAGAACUGGAAUUGUUUCGGUCGGAAACAGAAAAAAAUAAAAAAGAUUUUAUGGCAUUGAUAAAUGUUAAAGAAAGCAUUGAACUUUUGUUAGAAGAGAAAGAAAAAGAAUAUUUAGAAAAAAUAAGAGAGUGUGAAGCUGUAACUGGGGGACAAACUGGUAUGAUAAAUUCGAUGGAAUUUUUAUUGAAAGAUUUGGAGGGUAAAAUGGAUUGUUUAAUCAAUGAAAAUCAAAGACGUAAAAAUUCUUUAAUGAAAGAUCGUCAAGAAGAUCAACAUAAAGAUCGUUUAGCAAAACGUUGGGUUGAGGAUGAUGAAGUGUCAACGUGUCAACAACCAGGUUGUGAUGUUAAUUUUAAUUUGUGGAAUAGAAGACAUCAUUGCAGAAGAUGUGGAUAUAUCUUUUGUAAUACUCAUAGUGCAUACUCGAUGUUAUUAUUUCCUGAUGGCAGUGAAGAUUGGGGUGGUGUAUGGUCAAGAGUUUGUGGAAAAUGUUUUAAAAACACUUGA